Molecule: messenger RNA, 972 nt
Organism: Lepus europaeus (European hare)
Lineage: Eukaryota; Metazoa; Chordata; Mammalia; Lagomorpha; Leporidae
Gene: PLP2
Product: proteolipid protein 2
Exons: 5
Coding region: 124-582 (152 amino acids)
Cellular component (GO): membrane
Source: RefSeq, a predicted model, not a curated record
CGCCCCGGGGGCCCCCUUCCCGGCCAGCCAGACGGCGGGCAAGACGGGCUGGGUGUACAGCGUCCUCGAACCCGCCAGCAAGCUAGUAGAUUCUCCGCGGCCCCAGAGACUCCGGCCCACGCCAUGGCGGACUCUGAGCGCUUCUCGGCCCCCGGCUGUUGGGCCGCCUGCACCACUUUCUCGCGCACCCGAAAGGGAAUUCUCCUGUUAGCUGAGAUUAUACUCUGCCUGGUGAUUCUGAUCUGCUUCAGCGCCGGGACUUCGGGGUACUCCUCCCUGUCAGUGGUUGAGAUGGUCCUGGCUAUUGUCUUCUUUGUCAUCUACAUGUGUGACCUGCAUACCAGGGCGCCAUUCAUCAACUGGCCCUGGAGUGAUUUCUUCCGGACUCUCAUCGCAGCGAUCCUCUACCUGAUCACUUCCAUUUUUGUCCUUGUUGAGAGAGGGAACCACUCGAAAAUCGCUGCAGGGGUCCUGGGUCUCCUCGCUACCUGCCUCUUUGGCUAUGAUGCCUACUUUACCUUCCCUCUUCGGCAGCAGAGACAUACAGCAGCCCCCACUGAUCCCACUGAUGGCCCGGUGUAGGUUGACCUCCCCUCAUGUCUCUCUGCAACCAGAAGACGACUUCUCCAUGGAAAUAACCCCCACCACCACCAGGACUCCCAACCUUGUCAGUCCAUCCUCCUGGGCGUGGCCACUUUUCUGGGUGUGCCCGAGUCCUCCUUCCUUCUGUGGUACCCAAAAAGAAACACCGGUUCUGCCUGGACCCGUGCCUCCGCCUAAGCCACAAAUUGAGGGAGGAGGGCACCUCAGAUUUCUGUCUCCAGGCCCCAGGUUUUAAACCAAGUAACUUCUCCAAGUUACUACUCCAAGUAACUUCUUCCGUGUGCAUGUGUAUGUGGGUGUGGGUGUGUGUGGGGGGUGGUUCUGUGGAGGGAUACAGAAAUAAACAGAUUGUUAAAAUAUACGAUAAUG